Fusarium odoratissimum NRRL 54006 is the source of this 3014-nucleotide messenger RNA. RefSeq lists its product as uncharacterized. The transcript has 2 exons. NCBI's taxonomy places the organism in Eukaryota, Fungi, Ascomycota, Sordariomycetes, Hypocreales, Nectriaceae. The record is from RefSeq and is a predicted model, not a curated record. Bases 1721 to 2311 code for a protein of 196 amino acids.
CUGGAUUGCAAACACUUUGCAAAUAACACUCACUGGCCCAGUCUGGCUGAUGGUUUACAAAGUCUCGUCUCGGACACACUUCCGCCCACCCCUUGUCCCAAAAUGGAGGCCUGGUCUAUUAUUGUCUAGCCCCAAGGGUCACCCCCUGAGACAACGUCGAAUCCAAUCGACUUGGAGAGAUCCGAUGCUAGUGCAGUAAUCUAGGCGCGCUGAGAAGAACAGCCGUGUCCCCGUCACCUUUGAAGGUGCAAAUUAGGGGGGCUCAUCAGUGGUGGUGGAAAGCAGAAAACACCACACAUGUAAGAAAGGACGGCAGAUGGUGGUCAUGUCGCCUGGCAACACGAGCUGUUGGAGGCGAAGCUCCCCCGUGAUGGAUGGAUGGAUGGAUGAGCAAGUGGAGGAUCAUCCAUCGAAUAUGUGUGGGUCGCUUGUGUUUUUAUCUCCCAACGUCUUUUUCCAUCCAUCAUAAGUUUUGUUAGUUACGGUCGCUGGCGAGUCCACUCACAACAUGACCGUCCUCAAUCAUCUGAGCCGAAAAAGAAUUGUUAAACGAAGGGAGAGAUGUAAGAUCUGCGCUGAGCCGGAAUUACAGGAACAUCCCCCAGCUCAACUGGCAAAUGGUCGUUUCUUCCCCUAGUCAACGCAGGACAGGGACGGCAAAUUAGUGGCAGCCUCUUGGAUCAUGGCUUGCAAAUUUAAAAUUGAUGUCGGCGGGCUUCCCCAGACCAGAAAGUAAACGAACAUCGAUCGACAUCACAUCACAUCAGUCGUCUACGGAGCAGGUACCGCAUGCCUACCUCCUCAGGCUCCUCUUCUUCGCUCGCUACAGUCCGACCCGACUGCAACUCACUCUAAUUUUGUGCUUGUGCUUGUGCUUGUCCUUUCUUUGUUGUUGUCCAACUGCAUGUACUGUGCCCAAGCCUGUGUCACAACGUGGACGUGGACUUGUGUGAGGGGGUUUGCGUGGCAUAUCCAAAAAUCCCCCUCAUCCUUUUUCUGUUGUGUUAUUAUGAUACCAACGGAACCCCGAAUGUGCAUCAUGCGUACUCUGUGUCUACGGCCGACAGCAAUAGCAUCCCCGAGAAGGUGAUGGAUACUUCGUUUCUCUCCUCCCCCGUCUCUUGCACUUCCUGAUCAGACAAAAUGGAUCCUCAAUGGCUCCAAUCCUAAUCCUAGCGCCAUGAUGGGUCCUCUCUUCCCUCACCCCAUGUCCAUGUCCGUCCAUGCUCCUCCAUGUCCCACCUCGAGCCAUUGACAAGCAAAAUGUGAAGGUCCUGAUGGGUCCCCUAUCUCCCGAUGAGCCGGGGGCUAGCUUGGCGCGGUUUGCCUGCACCUCAGGUCAGUCUUGUUGACUUGUGCCUGUGCCUGCACCUGUGAGCCUGUGACUUUCACGGCUUCCCCUAGCCUGGCCUGGGGGUCUGAGACUUUGCUUUGCCUUGUCUAGGCUUGCUUGGGCUUAAGCGGUGGUGGUAUGGUCAUUGGCUUGAUGGUGUGGAUGCCCCUUUGCAAACCGUCCACGUCCAAGUCCAGUUGAGGACUCGACUCAUAAAAGGACCUGGCUACCCCGUCGCGUGCUCUUGUUUCCCUUCCUCUUCACCCUCGUUGUCAUCCGUCCGUCGUUCGUUAAGACAAGAAUUCUACUUCAGACUUUCGCUUUGAGAUCUAUCUCGAUUACUUUACACUACUAAUUCUAAUAUCAACAAACUCGAAAUCCAUCAACAUGCGUUUCACCUCCAUCUUCGUUGCCGGCGCUUUCGCCACCAUGGCCGCUGCCCAGAGCAAGACUGCUUCUGUCUCUCCCGCUCAACAGUCUCAGCUUGACUGCCUUGACGCCUGUGAUGCUGGUGAUGUCAAGUGCCAGUCUUACUGCAUCACUGUCCCCUCUCCCGAUGAGAAGAACAUCAACGCCACCACCGAGUGUGUUGCCGCCUGCCCCAAGGGCAAGGGUUCUGCCUCCGAUACUGAGAAGUACUCUGUCUGCCUCCAGGACUGUAUCGCCAACAACUACUGGAAGACCAUCGACGGUACUCCCCAGGAGACCGGCGCUGCUGGUUCCAAGGACAAGGCCUCUUCCGCUGCCGAGUCUGCUGCUUCCAAGGCCACCGGGACUGCCUCCGAUGAGGGCACCGCCACCGCUUCUGCCUCUGAGUCUGAUGCCACCGCUACCGACGCCUCUGAGACCGCCUCUGGAUCUGCCUCCGGCACUGCUUCCGGGUCCGCUGCUCAGUCUUCCGAGACUGGCAAUGCUGCUACCGCCCUCGUUGGUGGUGUCUCUCUCCUCGGUCUCGUCGCCGCUGUCUUCGCUCUGUAAAUUGGAUCGCCUCUUUUGGACAUCUGGUUGAUAGAAUGGAAGGAUUUUGAUGGGUUUGCUCUAGAGCGGUAAUGAUUGGAGUUUGAUUUCAAAUGUGAUACAUGUUGGGCAUCAUGACGAAGGCCUCUUUAGGCCGGAUCGACUUUUCAUGGACAAAUUAUUGGGACACCUUGCGCGUUCACAUACGGCUCGACACGAGCAUCAAUACAAUACCUCUUUGUUUGCGCUCUGCGUAACCUUAUCUUGAUGUGCAUUUGCCAAUUAACCUGAAGUCAGAACAGAACAAAAUACAACACAACACACAACACGACCACAGAGGUUGUGUUGGUUGUGGGGUGUCGUUCUGUGAUUGGUUCCAGUUUCCCAAUCGGGUGCUUGAGGGUUUAGCUUGUAAACAAGCGAAAUGAUUGUCUUACGAUGAAGUCAAAGCCCGAGUCCAAUUCAAUCGUUUUAUCAUAAUUUUUUCAAUCCCGAGAUAGUUAUAUUUCGAAGGGAUCUCCUCGAGUGUUGUUUGCAUACCGAGCAGUUUUCCUGUGUCGCUAAUAUUUGUAUAGAUGCGUCAUGACAGAAGAAUUGGCUUCAAAUACAGUUUGAUUGCAGUAAUACCCUUGACGCCACAGUGUUCCAUGUGUGCUUGAUCUUGUUGCUGUCUUGUCAGGACCUUUUCGAGACACUAGUUCGGUGCUGGGAGCCGCCCCCGAAC